Molecule: messenger RNA, 2642 nt
Organism: Malus domestica (apple)
Lineage: Eukaryota; Viridiplantae; Streptophyta; Magnoliopsida; Rosales; Rosaceae
Source: RefSeq, a predicted model, not a curated record
CUAACCCAACGUCUACAUAAAAACCAUAGCCACCGUCCCUCUCGGUCUCAGUCAGUGCCAAAACCCAAAACCUCACUAAAACCAUGAAGUUCCAGGUCGAAGACGUGACGGUCUACUUCCCGUACGACCACUUAUACCCGGAGCAAUACACCUACGUGCUCGAGCUCAAGCGCGCCCUCGACGCCAAGGGCCAUUGCCUCCCCGAGAUGCCCACCGGCACUGAAACCAUCGCCCUCCUCUCUCUCAUCGCCUCCUACACUCUCUCCAAACCCCAAAACCCCGUCAAGCUAAUCUACUGCACCCGCACGGUUCACGAGAUGGAGAAGACGCUCGCCGAGCUCAAGCUCCUCCACAAUUACCAGGUCAAGCAUCUGGGUCCGCAGGCCCAGAUCUUGGCGGUCGGUCUUUCAUCGAGGAAGAAUCUUUGUGUUAAUUCGACAGUGUUGGCGGCGGAGAAUCGGGAUUCUGUGGAUGCGGCUUGCUGGAAAUUGACUGCCAGCUGGGUCAGGAACUUGGCGGCGGAAAACCCAAAUGUGCCAACUUGUGAGUUUUAUGAGGAGUAUGAGAAAGCUGGGUCUGGAGCUGUUUUGCCUCCUGGGGUUUAUACAUUGCAAGUAUUGCUCAAUUGGGUUUUUGAUAAAUUUUGUUUCUUUGAAUUUGGAUUUGAGGGCGUAUGGGAAGCAGAGAUGGUGGUUUAUAGUUAUCAGUACAUGCUUGAUCCCAAAGUGGCUGGGAUUAUUUCCAAGGAAAUGCAAAAGGAGUCUGUUGUUGUGUUUGAUGCGGCUCAUAUUAUCGAUAAUGUGUGUAUUGAAGCGUUUAGUGCUAGUGCGAGGAGGCAGACAAUUGAGGGCUUGUUUCGAGCUUUCUUAGUUAAUAGAUUGCUUAAAGAAUACAACCGGCUAGUUGAGGGUUUGGCACAAGGAGGAAACCUACCUAUCACGGAUACUUGGCUUAAAACUGCUCUACCUGAUGAUAUUUUGAAGGAGGCUGUGCCUGGAAAUAUUCGUAAAGCGGACCAUUUUGUGCAUGUGUUACGAAGAUUGGUCAAUCAUCUGGAAGUCCGUCUUGAAACCGAGAAUGUUGAGAAGGAGGGCCCGGUUAGUAUUGUUGCCACUAUCAGUUCACAAGCUGGAAUUGACCAGAAAACUCUUAAGUUUUGUUAUGAUCGCCUACACUCACUAAUGAUGACGUUAGAAAUUACUGACACAGAUGAACUCUUACACAUUCAAACGAUUUGCGACUUUACGACACUUGUGGGGACAUACACUCGUGGAUUCUCUAUGAUAAUUUAACCAUUUGAUGAGAGAAUGCCACACAUUCCUGAUCCUGUUUUACAGCUUUGCUGUCAUGAUGCUUCACUUGCCAUAAAGCCUGUAUUUGAUCGAUUUCAAUCAGUUGUGAUUACAUCUGGAACCUUGAGCCCAAUUGAUCUCUACCCCCAUCUUCUUAAUUUCCAUCCUGUCAUCAGUCGAAGUUUUACUAUGUCAUUAACAAGAGAUUGCAUAUGCCCAAUGGUUCUCACCCGUGGAAGUGAUCAGGUUCCAGUAAGUACCAAAUAUGAUAUGAGAAGUGAUCUUGGCGUGGUAAGGAACUAUGGGAGGUUGCUGCUGGAGAUGGUUUCUGCUGUUCCAGAUGGGGUUGUAUGUUUUUUCGUCAGUUACUCUUAUAUGGAUAUGAUAGUCAAUAGCUGGAAUGAAAAUGGAAUUUUGAAGGAAAUAAUGCAGCAUAAGCUUGUUUUCAUCGAGACCCAAGAUGUGGUAGAGACUACUUUGGCUCCUGACAAUUACCGUAAGGCUUGUGACUGUGGGAGGGGUGCUGUCUUCUUGUCUGUUGCCAGAGGAAAAGUAGCUGAAGGAAUAGACUUUGAUCGAUAUUAUGGACGAUUGGUGAUCAUGUUUGGCAUUCCUUUCCAGUACACAUUAAGCAAGAUUUUGCUUGCACAGCUGGAAUACUUGCGGGAUACCUUUCAAAUAAAGGAGGGAGACUUUUUGACAUUUGAUGCCUUGAGACAAGCAGCUCAAUGUGUAGGCCGAGUCAUCCGGUCAAAAGCGGACUAUGGCAUGAAGAUUUUUGCUGACAAAAGAUGUAGCCGUCAUGACAAGCGAUCCAAAUUGCCUGGAUGGAUACUGUCGCAUUUACGUGAUGCACAUCUGAACUUGAGCACGGACAUGGCUCUGCAUAUAGCACGAGAGUUCCUUAGGAAGAUGGCUCAACCAUAUGACAAGGUUGGUGGCGGCAGCGGUAAGAAAACCCUUUUAUCCCAAGAAGACAUAUAGAAGACGGGUGAAAGCAUUGCUAAUGGUUUGCUGUGUUAAGGACUCUGCCUGAAAGCAAAGUGAGUGUCGCGGUUUGUGGGCUAUUGGUUCUUCAUUAGCUAAUUAUCAGUCCUACACAGAGGGGUUUGGCUGCGUAGGACACUUUGUUUUCGGUGAUCUGAGCAUUUACUUACCGGAGCAUGGCCCAGGAUUACGAUAAAAAUUUCGCUCAAAUUCAAUUUCCGGGUUUCAGGACUGAAACAUGCUGUACAAAUUCAGUCUUGUGGGUUUUUGGCUUGUAGUUUUGUCUUUGAACCUCAGUUUUGACUCGUUAUUAGAUUUUUACCAUCCCCAUGAAUUUAUAAAAGUUCUGUCUAAUUAUCCUCA